This is a messenger RNA of Akanthomyces muscarius, 804 nucleotides long. RefSeq lists its product as uncharacterized. The record is from RefSeq and is a predicted model, not a curated record. NCBI's taxonomy places the organism in Eukaryota, Fungi, Ascomycota, Sordariomycetes, Hypocreales, Cordycipitaceae. The transcript is spliced from 3 exons. Gene Ontology annotation, cellular component: endoplasmic reticulum membrane. Gene Ontology annotation, biological process: ceramide biosynthetic process; ceramide catabolic process. Bases 1 to 804 code for a protein of 267 amino acids.
AUGGGUCACGGCCAUCACAAUAUUCGCUUUGAUGGCGAUCCGUUUGCUCUAUCGGGAGCCUGGAGCCCGCCGACGAGUCGCGCCAAUUUCUGCGAGGAGGAUUACGUCCUGACAUUUUACCUCGCCGAAUUCAUCAACUCGUUGACAAAUAUUGCCUAUGUGUACUAUGCGCUGCAAUACAUGUACAGCCCGGGGAGCCGUGGUCUCCUGAGCCCAAAGCUAGACUUCAUGUCCAUCUCUCUUCUUGUUCUUGGUGUCGGCUCUUUUCUCUUCCACGCAAGUCUGCGCCAAGCACUCGAAUUCGUCGACGAGCUCUCCAUGAUGCUGCUCAUCUGGUCGAUGCUUCAAGCCACCCUGACUGUUCGACAAACGCCCGCCAUAUCCAAGGCCAUCUCCGCGGUUCUCACAGUGAUCUUUGUAUCAUUUACCGCAUUCUACCUCAACUCUCCUCUCAUCAUCUACCAGGUCAUUGCUUUCCUGUCGGGCGUUGGAGUCGUUAUUCUACGCAGUCUCUACUUGUUUCACUGGGCGCAGCCUGCACUGCCCAAGGCCAAGAGCCGCGAAUGGAGCAAACGGGCCAUCACGGCACUGUUUAUCUGCAUCGUCGGAUACGGCAUCUGGAACAUCGAUCUCGAGUUCUGCCAAGUUCUGCGCGACAUUCGCCAACGGGUCGGCUUGCCCUGGGCCUGGCUGUUUGAGUUCCAUGGAUGGUGGCACGUUCUGACUGCCAUUGGCGCAAGUCAGUUUAUGACUGUCGCGAGAGAAUUACGCGAGGAAACAAAGCGUGAGCAGAAGAAAGAGUAA